GGGGGCCCUGUUUUCUGCGUCACAGCUGCGUCACGUCCGGUUCUCUCUUUUCACGUCCGCUCUCUUAACAUGGCGCCGCUCAAACAGAAAAGGCCGACGGUCAGCAGGAAGUCCAAAAAGGGAGCUGCAUGGAAGUUCACCUUGGAUCUGACCCACCCUGUGGAGGAUGGGAUCCUGGACUCUGCAAGCUUUGAAACCUUCCUCAAAGAGAGGAUAAAGGUCAACGGGAAGACGGGCAAUCUGGGCAACGUCGUCCAGGUCGGCCGCAUGAAGAACAAGAUCAACGUCACGUCUGAGAAGCAGUUCUCCAAAAGGUAUCUAAAGUACCUAACGAAGAAGUACCUGAAGAAGAACAACCUCCGUGACUGGCUGCGAGUCGUGGCGUCCGACAAGGAGACGUACGAGCUGCGCUACUUCCAGAUCAGUCAGGACGACGAGGAAGAGUCGGAGGCAGACGAGUAAAACGUGCUGGACAAUAAACGUGCUGGAAAAAAAUUA
Molecule: messenger RNA, 498 nt
Organism: Cyclopterus lumpus (lumpfish)
Lineage: Eukaryota; Metazoa; Chordata; Actinopteri; Perciformes; Cyclopteridae
Gene: rpl22l1
Product: ribosomal protein L22-like 1
Exons: 4
Coding region: 70-462 (130 amino acids)
Biological process (GO): cytoplasmic translation
Cellular component (GO): ribosome
Molecular function (GO): structural constituent of ribosome; RNA binding
Source: RefSeq, a predicted model, not a curated record